Messenger RNA from Populus euphratica (Euphrates poplar), 975 nucleotides. Its product is annotated as scarecrow-like transcription factor 11 (SCL11). NCBI's taxonomy places the organism in Eukaryota, Viridiplantae, Streptophyta, Magnoliopsida, Malpighiales, Salicaceae. The transcript is spliced from 5 exons. Bases 184 to 753 code for a protein of 189 amino acids. Gene Ontology annotation, biological process: maturation of 5.8S rRNA. The record is from RefSeq and is a predicted model, not a curated record.
GGCGCGAUUUGAUGCCCUAAAAAUUCUCAGAUCGUCUUCUACGACUCAAGAAAAUUUUUUGCCUUUGCUUUCUUUGCCUUUACACAGGCUUAGCGAGAGGGAGAGGAAGACGGAGAAGGAGAGGAAGCUUGUAAGCUUAUUGUUAUUUUGUGCUGUCUUGAAAGAGAACUCAACUGGGAAAAUAUGGCGAAGCGGGAGCUCUCCAGCACUUUGAAGAACUUGAAGUUCAUGCAAAGAGCAGUUCAGAGAGAGGAGAAAACUAAGAAACAAGAAGAAGAAGUCAAACCUGAUGGGAAUUUCUUUUCCCCUGGUACCAUUAAGAAGUGUGUGGUAGUAAUGGAAGGGGAUCCUCACCCAGGAGCAGUUUUAGGACGAAUGUCAUUUCAAAGUUUCAAUCCCUCUGUUGAUAAACUAAAUGAAGCAGCAGCAAAUGAAGCAUCUGAUGCACGUGCCUCUACUUCCAGCCAUCAGAGUGGAAGAACAUCUUUUAGAGAAAAUGAAUCAUCACCAGAUGGAGUAGAGUGCUCAAACAGUGCCAAACCAAGUUCUGAGGCGAAUGGAGAUCAUAAAAGAAAACAAUAUGAAGUAGCAUCUGAAAUACAACAUCAAAAUAAAUCACCGAAAAUGGUUCAAGAUGGUCACCAAUCAUCACCCAAUAGCAGUAAAGGCUCCUUCAAGCAGCCAAAGCGUGGCAAGCUGGACUGGAAUGUUCUUAGACCAAAAAGUCAACACAAUCAAAAUAAAAGAGGGUGAGCAUUGGUUGGUCAUUCCCUUGGUAAAAAUGAAAUUUCUUGUCUCAUUAAUGUCAGGUUGAGCAUUUGCUUCUGUAACUGGGUUUACUUCUUUUCUAGCCCUUCAGCUUUCUCUUUUAGUGAGUAUUGACUUAUACAAAAUGAAUUAAGAGAUUGUGCAAACUUGUUGUUAUAUCAUUAAUGGCCAGAUUUUCUUAUUGAGCCAUCUGAUUCGUUGGUUAAA